AUGGCAGAGGUUAUUUCAUUUGGAAGUUCUACUCCAAGUUCAUCCGAUAUGCAAUAUUACUAUCAGCAAUUGUUUCCAUUUAAAACUAUAUUCAAUUGGUUAAACCAUUCUAAUAAACCAACAAAUGAUAUAGUCAACAGAGAGUUUGCCAUGGCUUUUAGAUCUGGUGCUUAUAAGAGAUAUAAUUCUUUUUCGACUGCACAAGAGUUUAAAGCCACAAUAGAAAAAUCAAAUCCUGAUAGAUUUGAAGUCGGUGCUGUUUAUAACAAACCUCCAAAGGAAAGAGAUUCGAUUUUGAAAUCAGAAAUGAAACCGUUAGAAAAAGAAUUGGUUUUCGAUAUCGAUAUGGAUGAUUAUGAUGCUUUCAGAACAUGUUGUUCAGGAGCACAAGUUUGCCAGAAAUGUUGGAAAUUUAUUUCCAUUGCAAUUAAAGUAAUGGAAUUGACUUUAAUAGAAGAUUUUGGGUUUAAAGAUUUUAUUUGGGUUUUCUCAGGAAGAAGAGGUGCCCAUUGUUGGGUCAGUGAUAAGCGUGCAAGGCUAAUGAAUGACAAUCAAAGAAGAAAUGUUUUAGAUUAUGUAAACGUUGUUAGAGACAGGUCUUAUAAUAAGAGACAAGCAUUAAGAAGACCUUACCAUCCUCAUUUAGCUAGAUCAUUAGAAGUUUUAAAGCCUUAUUUCGUAGAAGUGAUAUUAGAAGAACAAAACCCUUGGCAGGAUGAUAAGAAUGCUCUUGAAACAUUGUUACAGGGUCUUCAUGAUAAACAAUUAAUAGAAGCAUUAGACUCUUAUUGGGCUUCUAAUCCUAAUAGGUCGAGUAAAGAAAAAUGGGCAGACAUUGAUCAAAUUGCAACAAAUAAUAUCAUUAGAAAUUUCAAGAGUAACGCAAGGAGACAGGAGUAUUUGGCUAGAUUGCGUGAAGGUAAAGAAGAUCUUGUCAUUGCAACAUUAUAUCCAAAACUAGAUAUUGAAGUCACAAAACAGACAAUCCAUUUAUUGAAAUCACCGUUUUGCAUCCAUCCUGCCACCGGUAAUGUUUGUGUGCCAAUUCAUGAAAACUUCACCCCGGAUGAUGCUCCAAAAUUAAUUAAGUUACAAAGUGAGAUGGAACAACAUAAUAACAAGGUAGAAGAAACAUCAUUACAACCAUUUCUUAAUAUAUUUCAAGAAUUUGUUCAAAGGGUAAUAAAAAAUGAACAUGAAGCGCUAAAAAGAGAGCGUGACGAAGAUUCACCAGAAGAUGUAGAAUUUUGA
Messenger RNA from Tetrapisispora phaffii CBS 4417, 1251 nucleotides. RefSeq names its product DNA primase subunit PRI1 (gene PRI1). NCBI's taxonomy places the organism in Eukaryota, Fungi, Ascomycota, Saccharomycetes, Saccharomycetales, Saccharomycetaceae. Gene Ontology annotation, biological process: DNA replication, synthesis of primer. The transcript has a single exon. The record is from RefSeq and is a predicted model, not a curated record. Gene Ontology annotation, cellular component: alpha DNA polymerase:primase complex. The coding region runs from base 1 to 1251 and encodes 416 amino acids.